CGGACCGAAUGGAUAGUUCAUUUGUGAAAAUGGCUGCUCUGCGUUUGGUCUGUCUUGCCGUAGUCUUGGUUCUGGGACUGGUCCAAGCCUUGGACAUUCCCAAGGCUAAGGAUGUGCCUGUUUUGGUCAGGACCAUGAAGGACUUGAACCGUGGUCCGCCGCAGCCGGUGAUGACUAAGCGCGUGAAUGUCCAGGAAAAAUGGAUCACUCAGAAAUUGGAUAACUUUGACGAGAGCAACACUGCAACCUAUCAAAUGCGAUAUUUGAUCAACGAUGAGUUUCAAACUGAGGGAAGUCCCAUUUUCAUUUAUUUGGGCGGCGAAUGGGAGAUAGAGCCAAGCAUGAUCAGCGCUGGACAUUGGUAUGAUAUGGCCGCUGAGCACAAGGGUGUUCUCGUCUACACCGAACAUCGUUACUACGGCCAAAGUGUUCCCACUUCUACCAUGUCCACAGAGAAUCUCAAGUAUCUGGACGUAAAACAGGCCUUGGCUGAUGUUGCCAAGUUCAUUAAAACCAUCAAGGCUGAGAAUGCCCAAUUGGCCAACUCCAAGGUGCUGCUGGCUGGCGGUUCCUACUCGGCCACCAUGGUGGUGUGGUUCAAGCGUCUGUAUCCCGACCUGGUCGUUGGUGGCUGGGCCUCCAGUGCUCCUCUUUUGGCCAAGGUCGACUUCACCGAGUACAAGGAGGUGGUGGGCCAGGCCUUCCUCCAGUUGGGCGGCCAGAAGUGCUACAAUAGGAUUCAGAACGGCAUCGCCGAGUUGGAGUCCAUGUUCGCCAAUAAGCGUGGAGCGGAAGCUAGGGCCAUGUUGCGCCUGUGCAAUAAUUUCGAUGACCAAAACGAUCUGGACAUGUGGUCCCUGUUCGGUAGUAUCUCAAAUGUAUUCUCUGGUGUGGCGCAAUACCAAAGAUCCGGCGACAUUGAGUACUACUGUGACUACCUGUUGAGCUUCCGAGAUGAUGUCACGGCCAUUGCUAACUUUGUGUACUGGGGCUGGGGAAUGCCCAAGUGCGUUGAUGUCACCUACUCCAGCACCGUUGAGUACUAUCUAUGGUUGGUGGAAAACUUUGAUGCUGGUCGUCCUUGGUAUUAUCAAACAUGCAAUGAGUACGGCUGGUACCAAAGCUCUGGCUCGAGGAAUCAGCCCUUUGGCACCAAAUUCCCCGCCACCCUCUACAUAAACCUUUGCGGUGAUGUCUUCAGUUCGCAUUAUGGAAAUGAGCAGAUCAACAACAAUGCGGCCCAGACCAACGAGUAUUUCGGUGGCAUGGAGCCCGGUGUGGAGAAUGUCUACAUGACCCACGGUGCCUUGGAUCCAUGGAACCCCAUGGGCCAUGGAGUGGCCCAGGGAGCGACCGUCAUCGCCAAUGCCUCGCAUUGCGCUGACUUUGGAUCGAUCUCGUCCGGUGACUCCGCCGAAAUGCGGGCCUCCAAGGAAAAGCUCGCUGCACUGGUGCGCCAGUGGUUGGCUUAGACUUGUUGGCCAAUAUUGGUCUUUAUUUGAUAUUAUUGAUAUGUAAUAAAGGAGUAAAAGAACUAAUAUCAACUGAAAA
Messenger RNA from Drosophila elegans, 1551 nucleotides. Its product is annotated as putative serine protease K12H4.7. Gene Ontology annotation, biological process: proteolysis. The coding region runs from base 9 to 1472 and encodes 487 amino acids. The transcript is spliced from 5 exons. Gene Ontology annotation, molecular function: dipeptidyl-peptidase activity; serine-type exopeptidase activity. The record is from RefSeq and is a predicted model, not a curated record. NCBI's taxonomy places the organism in Eukaryota, Metazoa, Arthropoda, Insecta, Diptera, Drosophilidae.